Micromonas pusilla CCMP1545 is the source of this 747-nucleotide messenger RNA. RefSeq lists its product as uncharacterized. Bases 303 to 725 code for a protein of 140 amino acids. The record is from RefSeq and is a predicted model, not a curated record. The transcript has a single exon. NCBI's taxonomy places the organism in Eukaryota, Viridiplantae, Chlorophyta, Mamiellophyceae, Mamiellales, Mamiellaceae.
CGUACCAGGAAGCUGGACGCGCACACGCUGCACGCGAUUUCCGAGCUCAGGAGACACCGCCUCAACUAUGGCGAUGGUACCAUUCUCAUACAAAUCAACUUUCUUAACUCUUCCUAUAUCAAGGUAUUCCUGUGGAAUAGUUGAAAAGAUUCAGGAGGGACGAAUGGGAAUCUGAGAAAAAGGAUCGCGAUAAGGAAAAUAGCGUUCGUUUCGCAACUGGAGCAAUACACGGAGGAGUUGUGGAUUGGAAGGGGUUGUCGAAGUGUCAAUACUCACCAAGAAACGCGAGUAAGACAUGCGAGAUGAUGCCACGCCUUGAUCAUCAGCAGCAGAUGCUUCAGAAACGGGUAAAAGAGCUGCUGCCUGCGUUGCAGUGGAAAUUUCGAGACGUAAGUGUGCGCACUACGAAGAAGGAGUCACGCGAAAAGAAACAAGCUAUACAUAGUUCCAGGGGGGGCUGCCCCACCCCGAGCAAUGCCUUCUUCAGUGCGUCACGUCGACCAGUGAAUGCAGCGUCAUCGGACAGUACGGAUCUGAUCUCAGCUUGGUGCUUCGAGCCAAACCUCGCAGCAGCCGCCACCAUGGCACCUCGGAGCAUGCGUUCAACUUUAGGGUCAGCAGACCCGAACAUCGUUGCGACGCGGGAUGAGGUAGUGCGUCCGAACGCUGAAGAAACCGCCCCAGCCGAGAGUUUCGCAAAUGCAGCAUGCGUAGCCAUGUGGUAAUGAACUUUAAGGUCGACUUGAU